Paramacrobiotus metropolitanus is the source of this 1550-nucleotide messenger RNA. RefSeq names its product putative nuclease HARBI1. NCBI's taxonomy places the organism in Eukaryota, Metazoa, Tardigrada, Eutardigrada, Parachela, Macrobiotidae. The coding region runs from base 282 to 1103 and encodes 273 amino acids. The record is from RefSeq and is a predicted model, not a curated record. The transcript is spliced from 3 exons.
UGUCAGUUUCUAGUGCAAUUCAGAAUUUAUUUGGUGGUUUAAAAAACUUGAGUACUAAGGGAUAUCUAUCUCGUGGAGGUAACAAGAACGUUAAUCGCCGAGAAAUUCGUUUUGCUGCGCAAAACCUUUACAAGCGAUAUCCUGGGCAUUUAUUCUUUGAGACGUACCACGUUAAUGUGGAUGUUUUUCGUGAAAUUGUGGAGAAAUUACGUCCAUAUUUUGAAAAGAGUUCGACGAAGAGGCCUUAUUCUACGGAAUGCAAAAUCGCUGCCUGCCUCCAUAUGCUGGCACACGGAUCAUCGGUACGGUCACAGUGCGAACUUCAUGGUUUGUCGCGCUCGACGACGUGUAGAGCUUUUCGGACGUUUUUGAAUGCCCUGAAGAAAGAAUACUGGUCGCUUAUACAGUUUCCCGACGAAGAUGGUAUGAUGCGUUCGGCCCGUGAGUUUGAAGAAAAAGGACUGCUUUAUGGCGCUGAUUGGGUACCAAAAAUACUGGGAGCAGUGGACGGGACACACAUCAACAUUAAAGCACCACACUCUCGCCCCGAAAGCUACGUCAACAGGAAAGGGGAAUUAUCUCUUAACGUGCAGGCUUGUGUCAAUUCUUCUAUGGAAUUUAUACAUCUAUAUGUUGGAGCUCCUGGGCGGGUGCAUGACCAGAACGUGUACGACAAUUCGGGGCUGGAAGGCUUAAUUCCAGAGAACUGGAUGAUUUUGGGUGAUGGUGGGUACCGUGCGACAAGAAAAGUUUUGACACCGUUUAGAGAGAACGGCCGCCUCUCAGCUAGGCAGGAAGAUUUCAAUGAAAUUCAGUCCAGUUUAAGAAAAGUCGUUGAAAGAGCUUUUGGCGUUCUGAAGCGACGUUUUCGAAUUUUGAAGUUCUUGGAUUAUGACGACAUGAGUGCAAUGAAGCACAUUAUUAUUGUGUGCUGUCUGCUUCAUAAUUUGGACAUCAAAUCCGUAGAUGAUUUUACGUUGGAGGGAGACGAUCAUGUCGAAGCGGUUGAUCUGGAUGAUGAAGAGGAUGCUGUUGCCGAAGGAGCAUUUGGCGAUUUUAAAAACGCUCUAGUUGCGCGGAUGCUGCCAAAUUCGUUGGGUUAAGAAAUCGGGAAGGUGACCUAACGAAGUGGACCUGAUGCGAGUGAGAAUCUGUUGCUGCGCUAUGGGAACACUGUAGAGUGGUGGCUAAAUGCCAGUACGGUACAGUAUACAAUGCGCGUUGAAGUCGUCGUUUAUGCUGCGGUUAGCUGUUUAAAUGUGGAUGAAGUUGAAAAUGGAUGGACGCCCUUGUACCUCGGAGUGGCUGCGCGAUCAUUAUGAAAGCGCUUUAUCUUCGGCUCUCAUUCUGGACUGUCAUCCUCAUGCAGAAUACAAUUAUGUCGGCCAUUAAUGUAAGCCUACCGGCGAUUGUGCUGCGCUCACAUUUUUUGUAACCUUCGUUGCGAUUAAAGAAACUUUGCGAUUUGUCGAAGCUAGGUAGUUCACCGGAUUGGUUAACUAUCCGGAUAGGUUUUAACCGAAAACCGCUGUUUAAACGAUCCUCGUAAA